Messenger RNA from Schistosoma rodhaini, 5291 nucleotides. NCBI's taxonomy places the organism in Eukaryota, Metazoa, Platyhelminthes, Trematoda, Strigeidida, Schistosomatidae. The record is from the annotation of a GenBank genome assembly.
UCUGGAGUUUCGUUUCUCGCACCCAACCUUCACAGUGUGACAAACUGCAAGGAUUAUUAUAGGUCAAUAGACUUUUUAUCCUUAUUACUGAAGACUGGUUUUGCCUUUGAAGGUGAAAGUUGUUUCCCAAGGUCGUCACCUUGAUACUGUUUUAACAUGGGUGUGAAUUUAUAAAAUUUCAAGACUUCGAACUCCUAAUUCUACGGAGGGCAGCAGAAGAUGUUGAGAUGCAUAUAUUCCAUAUCUGUUUGUUUUUAGGUAAUAUAGGUAAUCGUUAAUUUCGACCAACCUUAUUUGGCAAUCACAGCGCUUUUAAUAAAUGUGGGUGACCAAAUAGAUUUGAUGACCUUCGAUAGCCCAAAUUUAUCUGAAUAUAAUGAAGUCGGCUCAAGAAAUAUCAUCUCAUGUGAAUUAUUCUCGAGUAAUUUGACUACAUCCCUUGAAAAAUGUUCGCAACCACUCUAUAUUCAUGGUUUUGAUCGGUUCACCGGUAAUAAAUUUGGUCAGUUUUAUGAAAACCUCUUUUGUGUUACGGGAUAUAGUCUACAAGUAGAUAACCUCAAGUUUAUCAGCGAAGCUUCCAAGAAUGAUGUCUAUGGGUUGUUCUUUCUUUCAAAAAAUAAAUUAAAAGGUUAUGUAAACAUUUCAUCUUCAGAAAUAUAUCCAUCAGGUUGUACUAUUCUCAUCGAGUCGAUAAAUCAAGAAUUAAGACAAAACGAAAAUAAUCCAAAUUAUUCUACCACUAUAUGCCAUCUAUCCGGUGCCACAUACAACUCCACUAUUUUCCUCUUAAAUGUUACGAUUUUAGAAAACGAUACUGAAACAUUUUCAAAUGUUCAAGGAUGGAAUCAAAUUUUACCAAGUGGGAAGAUUUCAAAAUUUCAUUCUUCCAAUAAUUCUAUUAAUUCAACAUCAUCCACCAAUGUUCAAAUAUUUAAUUCAUAUUAUCGUAGCAACAACAUAGCUAGACGAGUGAAACGCUCCUCUAUAUCAAUGACAAAUACUUCGAUUUUGGAUACAGUACAUGUUUUCCAUCGUCCCGAUGAAUCGCAAACAUAUGUAGUGGAGUUGUUUAUGGUUGUGGACGAAACUAUGGCUGCAGAAUUUCGUGGACGAUAUCAUCAAUUGGUUUCUCGUAUUAAUAUGAUUAUUGCACUUGUAAAUGAGUUGUUUGCUCCAUUCAACAUUGUAAUAGUUAUUGUUCGUUUAGAAAUUUGGGAACAGGAUCGUGUUAGUUUAAAAGUUGAAGAACAUCAUCUACUCACUGCAUUAGCUCAAUUUAAACGAAUGCAUGCUAAUGUACGUCAUGAUUGUUUACAUGCUCUAUUAGGUACAAAAGAACAAGGUUCACGAACACGUGGAAAAGCUAAUCACAUGACCAUGUGUAUCUAUUCGCGUUGCGUUGGAUACAGUAGAGUAUCACCAACAUUUGAUAUUAUCGAAACAGCUCGUACUAUCGCACAUGAACUUGGACAUAAUUUCGGCUUAAGACAUGAUACUGAAGAAUGUGAAUGUCAAGGUUGUAUUAUGGCUACUGGUGUAGAAUUUGGCACAACAGUUAUGAAAUGGUCACCAUGUUCUAAAAGAGAUCUACCAGGUCUAUUAAAACAUGGAAUGGGUGUUUGUUUGAAUGAUUUGCCUGCUAGUGGGAGUGUAACAGUUAAUUCUUUCGUACCAAACUCUAAAACGUCUACACAUAAAAAGAAUAACAAUGAUAAUAAUAAUAGUAUCCCAAGUGUUGUACAUAUUUAUGAUUGGCAAAGUGAAGCGAAACGAAUUCCAGUUAGUCGUGUAUUAACUAUAAGACAACAUCAUUCUGUCUCAUCUGUUGAGAAAUAUUCAAAUGGAUUAUGUGGAAAUGGAGUGUUGGAUCCUGGUGAAGAAUGUGAUUGUGGUACACAAACUUCAUGUCCAAAAAAGUGGCAAGCCUGUUGUGAUCCAGUACGUUGUCGAUUACGUGGUAAUUCCCAGUGCGCUGGUGGUCCAUGUUGUGAUAUUAUUAAGAAAGAUUCCCUGGAAAAUUUAAAUCAAUCGGCAUCUUUUUAUUGCAAAUUAAAAUCUUCUGGAACUAUCUGUCGUAAUGAAUCUGGUACUUGUGAUUUACCGGAAUAUUGUGAUGGUCGUAGUCAAUGGUGCCCAGCCGACGUAUACAAAAUUGAUGGUCAAUUAUGUUAUACCGAUGAAGGUCGUCGUGCCCAUUGUAUUCGUGGUGGUUGUCGUGAAGCAGAUGGUUGGUGUCGUGUAUUAUGGGGUAAAACUGCCAGACUUGCUGAUAAACAUUGCUUUUAUGAAAAUGAAGUAAAGAGUAGAAAGUCUAAUGUCGAUUCUGUAGCAAAUUGUGGCGUACACCGACCAUUAUCUAAAAAUCGAUGGGAAGAUGUAAAAACAUGGACAGGAAUAGCUUGUGAAACAUGGCAUGAUACAUCCUGUGGACGAUUAUGGUGUCAUCAUCAAAAUGAAAAAGCUAUGCUUCUUGGUUGGAUUCAGUCACAAACACGUGUUAUUCACUCAUCUGGUCGAUCAUGUUCUGCACUAGUUUAUGAUCCAGUUUGGCCAGCUUCAGAUCCCGCCACUUGGGACGUGAAUAACUUAGUUCAAAUUAAUGCGAAUGGUGCAGGUGUUGGACUUUAUUCAGCAAAUACCCAAGAUGCUGGCAUGGUUCCUGAUGGGACACCUUGUUCUCGAGGCUUUUGUUAUAAUGGUUCUUGUAAAUCAGUCGAUAUUGUUCGUCCUCUGUAUUCGUGCUAUUGCAAUGGUCAUGGCAUUUGUAAUAAUUUAGGACAUUGUCAUUGUUCACCCGGCUAUAAACCACCUUACUGUGAAGAAGACGGAAAUGGUGGCAGCGUAGACAGUGGACCACCUCCAAUAAGUAGGAUCAGGGAUAAUACAUUACUUGUUGUAAUAUGCAUCCUUUUCUUUGUGAUUUUACCUCUUAUUGGAUUUGGAGUAUAUUAUCUAUUUAUACGUUCUGGUAGAUGUUUAUUGAGUACAUCAAAGGAGUUUAUUUAUACAAGUAGUGGUUUACGUAAACCAUUUGAUAAAAAUUGUACAGAAUGCUUUUGCCAACUAUUCAGUUCCCUAGCAUCUUUCACAGAACUAUUCACAAGAUCUAUUCGUACAACAGUAAUCGAUGGUAGUAGUACAGUCAUUGUAUCAAACAUGACAAAGUCAAAAAUUCAAAACAAAGUGAUAGACUCGAAAAACCGUACCCCUUACUUGCAUUCGCAGCCGCCGAUUCAAAAGUCUCACAGAAUAAAGAAUUCAUCAACGGUCAAACCAAUGGUUACUGCAAUAUCACAUCCAACGGUAAACUAUCAAACGGUUCUUACAGACCAGUUAAACCAAAAACAGUCAGCUUUGAACCAGUGCCCUCGAAGAGAACAACUUCCAACUUCAGUGGAGUCAAAACAACUUGCUCACAAAACACCUUGUUCACUAGUUCAUCAACAGAAAAUAGCACGAAGUCAGAAAACAAAUGUCAGCGAACAGAUAAAAAGGGCAUCAUCAAAGAAGAUAGUAAAGUAACGAUUCCAACUAGUCACCUGAAGUAUGAUGAAUUCGGUAGUCAAUGUCUCUCCACUGCUUUUGAACAUCACCAACAACAUUUACAAUCGAACAAUACAUCCAUAAAACCAACUACAUUCAUUUCAGAACCACGUCUUGAAACAAUGACUUAUGAAGGACCGAUGUGUUCUUUAAAUGAUCCAGUUAUGAUUAACACAUUACAACGUAAAUCUAAAAACACACUUGAUAAUCAAUCAAAAUCUGCUAUACUUAAUAACUCUCAGUCAUCUAUUAAUAAACAAAGUUGUCAACAAAAAACAAUCACUAAUCAACACAAUACAACACAACCACUAACAACAACAAUUGUAACAGGUGGACGUAAACCACUUUCAUCAAAAGAUAUAUCUGAGCCAUUAUUACAAGCAACUACAUAUAACGAAAGUUUAUCAGAUUUAAAAACAGCUAGACUGAGAUUAUCACAGAAAGAAUUUGAUCUUUGAAUAUUAUUUUGUUAGUAGUCUAUCCGUUGGUAGGUUUCUCACAUUUAUUGUUUAUAAUUCUGAUAUAUUUCCAUGAAAUAUUGUUCUCUUGCAAUUCAUUCCAAUAAAAUAUGAAUAUAUUCAUAAUAAGGGAAAUAUCCACUAUAAGAAUUAAACAUUCACAUGGUAAUAAAUACACCAAUAUAGCUAUUAUUUUCAAUGAAUGUGAUAAUCUAGUCGUGUUACUUUUUUCGUGGUUUUGUUGUAUCUUUUUUUUCCUUUAUUCAAUUUGGAUUGUAUUUAUUUAAAUAGUAAUAAGUCAUUUAUUAAUAUGAAUACAUGAACUCGCUUGAACCUCUCGACAAGUUGACGUAUAGUUGAAUAUUCCAGGCUGAAUUCAACUCAGGCUGAUAGAGAUUAUUAUGUACGUGAUUUUGUUUUUAUGAAAAAUGAUUUCUUCAUUAUUGUGUAUUUGUUGAUGUGAUGAAUUUCGCUUUCUUAUUCCUAUUCCUAUAUAACACAAUUCGAUUGUAUACAACAAAUUGUUCUACUUCUCUUCCAAUCAACAUUCAUUUUAAUAGUACUAUUGAAAAAAUUCAUCCUUACAAGUGUUGAGCUAUCAUAUACAUAAUAGCAGUUGUAUCGUUCUGGUGUGAAAUAACCUUUAUGUUCUUUUUAAAAUCCACUUUACUGAUAGAACUAGUGGAUGCAACAAUCAAUUGGUUAUGAGUGAUAUAGAAAUUGAUAUGGUUGCUUAUGUAUGUCAUAAUUGUUUUUAUCUAAGGACUUUCCGCUUUUAUAGAUGACUACUAUUGAAUUCUUAUUUAAUUUUAAUGUCAAAUUUAAUGAUCUGUGACAUGCUACAUACAAAAAUUAUUAAAAAUUUCGAUAAAAAUUUUUGCUUUCCCACUUUUCAAAUAUUCCCUAAUCGCCUUUUUUGUUACAAAAAUAUUUAUUAUCAUGUAUUUAAUAAAAGUAAUUACAAGCAAUCCAAUGAGUUAUUACAUGUGUAUUGAAUGAAAUGGUAGAAGUUAUCAGUCAACAAUCAUUAUAUAACAUAUAACUAGUGAUGUAAUCAAGUUCAACUACCACAUUUGUUUAUUUAUUCUUCUCAGUUAUGAUGAUGUAUAUUUCAUGCUCAGGUCUCGUUUAGUAAUCUUAUAUUUGUGUGUAAGCAGAAUUAUUUUACCUCCUUAGCUGCCUUUAAAACGCCGGACUAACGAUAUAUAUUAGGAUAAAGGUUUGUGGAGAUCGUAGUCAUUUAAUAGUUGAAUUCCUGAGUCCAUUAAAGCUAGACCACCAUGGAAA